This is a messenger RNA of Musca vetustissima, 1613 nucleotides long. RefSeq lists its product as uncharacterized. Lineage: Eukaryota; Metazoa; Arthropoda; Insecta; Diptera; Muscidae. The record is from RefSeq and is a predicted model, not a curated record. The annotation marks the transcript as partial. The transcript is spliced from 7 exons.
UUGUCUUUUUCAGAGGGCAUUGUUUCGUAUAGCAUACCCAAGGGCGUACAACGUGGCAUGGAAGUCGAUUUAUCGGACAAAACCUAUGAUGGCACUGAACAGGGUGAUCGUUAUGUUGAUGGACUGGGUCAAUUGGUCGAUGGCCAAAAGGGCAAGGAUAAUUUCCGCACCGAUAUUCAUGGUUUCGGUAAAGGCUAUGAAUGGAUCGGCUGGCGCAAUGAUACCCCUGGUCUAAUGGGCAAACCUGUUGAAAUUGUUUUCGAAUUCGAUACCGUGCGUAACUUCAGCGCCAUUAUUUUACAUACAAACAAUAUGUUUACCAAGGAUGUUCAGGUCUUUGUCCAUGCUAAAGUCUUCUUUAGCAUUGGUGGUAGACACUUUUCCGGUGAACCUGUCCAUUUCUCCUAUAUGCCCGAUACGAUAAUGGAUCAUGCCCGUGAUGUCACCAUAAAGCUUCAUCAUCGUGUUGGCAAAUAUUUGAAAAUCAAUUUAUAUUUUGCUGUUAAAUGGAUAAUGCUAUCGGAAAUAUCCUUUGUGUCAGUACCAGCCGUGGGAAAUUUCACAGACGAACAGGAGCAACGUGGCGCCUUAUUGCCACAGGAUACCCGUGAAUAUCCUUUACAAAGUAAUGAAUAUCAUCAUAAUAAUAAAAAUGGUGGUAAAAUGCCAACAACAAAUCUUAAUGGCGAACGCAACUAUAAUAAUGGACCACAAUUAAUUGCACCCAAACCCAUCGAUCAAGAACCCUCCGAUGAGAAUUUUAUUGGCGUUGUUAUUGUCGUCUUAACUACCAUCAUUAUCCUGCUGGUCGCAAUCAUAUUAUUUAUUGUAUCCCGAACGAAGAGGGCACGUGGUAGCAAUGUUUUGGAUGCAUUCCAAUAUAGUUUUAAUCCAAAUACAUUGGGUGGCAAUGUUGAUAAGCAUCGACCAAAUGGCACAGGAAUUAAAGCCAGCGUUGAUGACAAUGACUCAAUUGGCAAGAAUAGCCUCUACCACGAACCCUUUAAUGUAAAUAUGUACACGAGCGGAGUAAAUGGCUAUGCGGCUGUUAAUGAUUUACAAUGUAAUAUGACGCCAGACUAUACAGAUGUUCCUGAAGGAGGUUAUGCUGUACCGCACAUGCAGGAUUAUAUGCCCUCGAAAAUGUCCAAUUCCACACCGGGCGGUUAUGUUAAUGUCCGCCGUACCCCACCACCCCCACUGAGCAGUAUAUUCCCUAGGCCGCCACAGGUGCCACCGCCACCAAUGGAAAAAUAUUAUGCCACAACGGCCAUAUUUAAGCCCAUUAAAGGUCACAGCGGUAGCAAUACGAUGAGCAGUAAGGCCAGCAGUAAUCUGAGUAAUGAGCAUAACUACGAUGACAAUAUGGGCACAAUGAAUUCCCAGUCAACGGCACCCAUGAUCAAUCCAUAUAAUACGGCGACGGUUGGCGGUGGUGGUAAUGGAGUGGGCGUUUCUGGAGGUAACAAUAUCAACAAUGCUGAGACAAUGCAAUUCCAAAGGGCCAGAACCUAUAAUUUCCGCAGCUAUCCAGAUAAUCUUUAGUUUGAGACCCAACAGAAGGCCAUGCAGUAUAAUAGCAUGGCCAAUAGUAGUAGUACAGCAACAAAUAA